Messenger RNA from Salvelinus sp. IW2-2015, 1191 nucleotides. RefSeq names its product rap1 GTPase-GDP dissociation stimulator 1. NCBI's taxonomy places the organism in Eukaryota, Metazoa, Chordata, Actinopteri, Salmoniformes, Salmonidae. The record is from RefSeq and is a predicted model, not a curated record. Gene Ontology annotation, biological process: positive regulation of GTPase activity. Gene Ontology annotation, cellular component: cytosol. Gene Ontology annotation, molecular function: protein binding; guanyl-nucleotide exchange factor activity.
ACCACACACACACACACACACACACACACACACACACACACACACACACACACACACACACACAGCCAGGGAGACGGGAAAGAAUCCUAGGGAGACAGAGUGAGCGCCUGCCGACCUGCAACCAUGGCCGACAUGGACUCUCUGACAGAGGCGUUGAGUGCCAUCAGCGUGAGCACCGAGCUGGUAGAGCAGGAGUUGAAGCCUCAUCUGGACACCCUGCUGGCUGUGCUACUGGAGAAGAGGAAGGGUGCUGCUGAGGAGAUCGCCUCCAGUGGGAUCCUUCCCAUCUUAGCCCAGUCCCUCAGGGUGAAGAGUCCUCUCACCAACCAAGUGGCGUUGGUGGUGGCAGAAAUGGCCAGGGAAGCGGCGGUGAGGGACCCGUGCAUUGAUGCUGGGCUGGUGACGGUUCUGGUGCCCCUGCUGAACAGUGCAGACGAGGAGCUGCUGCUCCACACUGGCAGAGCCAUCGGACGCAUCUGCUUCGACAACACGGCCCAGCAGGAUCAGCUGGUGCAGUGUGGGGUGAUCCCCAGGCUGGUGGCCAUCAUGAGGGAGAACCUAGAGAACGACCCACUGGUAAACGUGUGUCUGCUGGCCCUCUGUAACCUGGCCGACAUGGACACGACGCGGGAGGCUCUGGUAGAGGUGGGCGUGGCGGAGGUGCUGACGGCUCAGCUAAAACGGGCUACUGACGCAGAGAGAAGACACAUCAUACUGGAGGUUCUGGGAUCACUGGGAGAGAGUGAUGUUCUGAAGCUGCAGUUUGUGGAGUCGGGGGUUCCUGAGGCUCUGUCCGAGAUGAUUCGGGGGCUACAGGGUGGCUCUGACCCCCAUGACCUCUGCAGCAUCAAGAUCGCCUCUAACCUCAUCGUUUCCCUCCUGCUGGGAGAUGAGUCCAUGCAGAAGUGUUUUGGCGAGGGCACGGGGGUGGUGUACCGGGAUGUACUCUCUUGGCUGCAGUCCUCCAACACUCAGCUGCAACUGUCUGGAGCCCUGGCCAUCGCCAACUUUGCCAGGAAUGCCAGUAAUAAGGUAAGGAUGCUGGAGGACGGGGUGAUCGAGAAAUCAGGACCUUGCUGCGCUCUGACAUGCCCCAGUGCAGUUCAAACUGCUGGGCACCCUGCGCAUGUGGUGGAUGGACAAGGUUCGUGGGAAAGGUGUAUGGUGAAAGAGAAUGGGAUGUGUGCUUAA